Messenger RNA from Triticum dicoccoides, 822 nucleotides. RefSeq names its product putative ATP synthase protein YMF19. Bases 19 to 594 code for a protein of 191 amino acids. The record is from RefSeq and is a predicted model, not a curated record. The transcript has a single exon. NCBI's taxonomy places the organism in Eukaryota, Viridiplantae, Streptophyta, Magnoliopsida, Poales, Poaceae. Gene Ontology annotation, cellular component: mitochondrion; membrane.
CCCUCAUUCACAUCAGAAAUGGCAAAGAUUCCAUUUUGGAAAGUCAAUCUCUUUUUGUAUAGAUAUAAAAUAGCAAAAGUACGGUUCGGAGUCUUUUCUUUCUUAUUUGAAAUCCAAAUCGAAAUGCCUCAACUUGAUAAAUUAACUUAUUUCUCACAAUUUUUCUGGUUAUGUCUUCUCCUCUUUACUUUUUAUAUUCUCUUAUUUAAUAAUAAUAAUGGAAUACUUGGAAUUAGUAGAAUUCUCAAACUACGGAACCAACUGCUUUCGCGCUGGGGGGGCGAGAUCCAGAGCAAGGACCCUAAGAAUCUGGAAGAUAUCUCGAGAAAAGGUUUUAGCACCGGUCUCUCAUAUAUGUACUCCAGUUUAUCCGAAGUAUCCCAAUGGUGUAAGACCGUCGACUAUUUGGGAAAAAGGAGGAAAAUCACUCUGAUCUCUGAUUUCGGAGAAAUAAGUGGCUCACGAGGAAUGGAGAGACAGAUUCUCUAUUUGAUCUCGAAGUCCCGAUAUAACACUUCUUCCAGUCGGAUCACUUGUUGGAAAAACAUAAUGCUCACACAUGUUCCACACGGGCAAGGAAGCAUAGUAUUAUGAUGAAAAUGAAUGGAAUACUCGGCAGAAUAGGAAUAUUCCUAUUAAUGAUUGUGACAGCUUUUAUAGGAUACGUACCACCUUGGGGUCAGAUGAGCUUUUGGGGAGCAACAGUAAUUACAAGCUUAGCUAGCACCAUACCAGUAGUAGGAGAUACCAUAGUGACUUGGCUUUGGGGUGGUUUCUCCGUGGACAAUGCCACCUUAAAUCGUUUUUUUAGUCUCCAUCAUU